Molecule: messenger RNA, 3399 nt
Organism: Clupea harengus (Atlantic herring)
Lineage: Eukaryota; Metazoa; Chordata; Actinopteri; Clupeiformes; Clupeidae
Gene: bend4
Product: BEN domain containing 4
Molecular function (GO): DNA binding
Source: RefSeq, a predicted model, not a curated record
GCAAACGGGACGUCAAGGUCCCUACUGUGUUCAUAAGCUGGUAGACUAUCCAAAACGUGACGCUUCUAUCAGGGGAUUGGUUCAGUGCCAUGUCAGUACAUGCGCCCACCCUCCGAGUGUUUGAGAUUGAGUUGGAAGUGUUUGAGACACUAGGCUAGACACCAAGACAUAGGGGGUGGGGAGGCACCUGAUAAUCGUCAUUGACACACACCGCAGGCGAAGCGACAUCCGCGACUGGAGAGGCAGAAGUCAUUUAGCCAACUGACAACUUGCGCGGCGAUGGAAGAGGAAAUACUGCCGGCAGACGACGGUCUCUCGGCUCCUAAGAUCUGCCGCCAGCAACGCAGUCUAUACAGCGCGCUCAAGACGUUCCCGAACAAGCGGGCAGCUGGCAAGGCGAGGUAUGACAGACCCACAAUGGUGGAUAUCCCGCAUCUCGGAGACGGCGGAGGGCAGCAUCCCCAUACGUCUUUCAAUCACCAUAAUCAGUAUUUACAUCAGCAGCAGCGCCUGCAGUUUCAACAAGCCACAGUCACCAUCAGCAGCAGCCAGCAGCAGCAGCAUCAGCUGCCCCAGACAUCAUAUCGUUUUCCCUGCGAAAACAGGCCCAGCAGCAGCAGCGUCGCGACAACUACCUCAGCAUCAGCAGGGAGCGGUACGGCAGCAGCAUCUCUUGGCAGCCAGCGGAGGAUCGGCGGCGGCGGUGGCAGCGUUGGAGCAGGGUUGCGCCCCGACUCCAGACACCCGGGGCGAGCCGAGCUGUGCCACGAGUCUCCAGACUGCAGUUAUGGAAUAAGCAACGAGAAUCGCCUCAUUCUGGACGCAUUUGCCCAGCAGUGCAGUCGCGUGCUCAGCCUCCUGAACAAUAAUGGCCGCUUCAUGGAGCCCCACACUCCCCUGCCUGUGCCCACCUCCUCCCACAUCAAGCAGGAGGACCAGGAGCGGCCGGGCACCGGGCCCUCUCCUAUGGCCAAGCCCCGGCCCGACGAGGGUUCUGCUCCGGACCCAGCGGACCAGGGGGCCCAGCGCGCGGGCCCGUGGAGCCAGCAGCAGACCUCCACCUUCCUGCGCAUCUUCACCGAGUCCCUGCAGAACUACCUGCUCACCGGGCCGCCGGAGGGGGAGCGCUGCCGGCCGGCCCACGCGGAGCCCGCGGCGCCCGCUUCCCCCAGACACAACAUGGGCGGCUGGGCCUCGCCGUCUCCGUCCGAGUCCUACGGCCACCCGUCGUCCACCCUGCCCGAGGAAGAGGAGGAGGAGGAAGGCUGCUGUCCGCGCUGCAUCGAGCUUGAGCAGGAGGUGCUGUGCCUGCAGCAGGAGAACGAAGAGCUGCGCAACAAACUGGAGAGUGUGCCAGCCCCCUGUCAGAGUGUGCUGGACUUCUUUAAAGCUGUGCUGCAGCAUCACAACCAGUUUCUCCAGCCUCCCAUUGAUGAACAGAUGACAGAGGGUAGCAAACAGCUGUUGGGGAACUACCCGCUCUUCAUCACCAACAAGCAGUGGGACGAGGCAGUGAACUCUUCCAAAAAAGAUGGCCGACGCUUGCUCCGCUAUCUAAUCCGCUAUGUCUUCACCACGGACGAGCUCAAGUACUCCUGCGGGCUGGGCAAGAGGAAGCGCUCCGUCCAGUCGGGUGAGAUCGGCCCCGAGAGACGCCCUCUGAACCCGGUCAAGGUCACCUGUCUCAGAGAGUUCAUCCGAAUGCACUGUGCUUCCAACCCCGACUGGUGGAUGCCCUCCGAAGAGCAGAUCAACAAAGUGUUCAGUGACGCGGUGGGUCACGCUCGUCAGGGACGGGCGGUGGGCACUUUCCUGGCCAACGGUGGUUGUGGUGGAGGAGGAGGUGGAGGGGGCGGUGGCAGUGGAAGUAGCAGCAGCAGUAGCAGCCUCUACAUGGAGGGCUUUGACGGCCAGCUGUCCCAAGAUGAGCUCUUCCUGAAGCCCCCACAGAAUGGACUAGGUGACUAAGCCAUUUAGUUUGACUGACCUCAAAACUUUCUUUAAAAGACAAACCCACGCAGUGCAGACGCAAGGCCCAGCCACGCUCUGUGAGCUGUUGAACUGACAAUAGUAUUAUUGAAAAACAGGCGCCAAAUACAGCGCGUAAAUGGCUCCCCCUUUGUGCCAAGAAGAGACUUCUUCCAACCUGUGAACAUUCCAGUCCUCAACAUCCUGAAACCUCUACCGUCCAUUUUUAAUGUGUGUGUGUUUUUGCUCGUUUCCAUCCUGGGACCUGGCCUUGCACAGCUCUGAUGUUACAUGGCUGGUUCGCCUCACAAUUGCACCCAGAGUAGUAGGAUUUCUUAAAAUCCUUGUUUUGUAUUUGAGGUUUUAUUAUCGAUACUAUAGUAUUACUGCAAUAGCCGUUUGCAUUCCUACUUAUGAAAUGCCUUUGUAAUGUAAAGUUUUUUAUUACUCAGGAUAUAUGUUGAUAUUUUUGCCUCAUUGCUAUAUCUGCCAUGCCAUAAACUGUGGUUCUGAAUGUACUGGAAUAUACUGUUCAAGUAAGUUAUUUGAAAAAAAAGGAAAAUAAUCCACGCAUUAGUGCAAAAUAAUCGUUAACAGAUUGUUAUGGUGCUAUGUCAAAUCUGAUGUUUAAUUUACUUAAAUAACUUUAAAUGAUAUAAUGCAUUUGCUACUCUGCCAGAGCAGAGAAAAAAGUGCCAUGUUGUAUCUGAACUUGUUGAAUACAUGCACACAACGCCAAGUCUGUAUGUAGAAGAGUUACUGUACCUAUAUUUCCUUCAUGGGUUUCUAUUGACCUGGUUUGUGACAUCUGUGUGACAUUUUCAUGUCUCUUAAAGACCAAAAUAGCACUUUCGUUUAACAUUUACAUGAUGACAGUCCCUUGGGACUUGCAAGGCAUUACUGCUUGAACUGUGUUUUUACAUUUGCACUGUAUGUACAAAUGUGCACUAAGGGUUGGACCUGUGUCGAUGGAAAUCUCUGUUAUGAAGCACUGCCAUGCGAAUUGAAGGCCUGUGUGACAACUUAACCCUUGCUAAUAACAGACAUCUUUCCAACAGCAUGUUAUGUCUGCUUAUCCUUAUCACCUUGUCCUGCUGAACUCAAGAAAUGGUUUUAGUAAAAAGCCUCAAGCACUAAGGCUUAUGUCAUUGUGCUGUACCAUGUUGUGACUGUGAACUUGUAGCCACCAUUGCUCUCUACCAAUUAAUCUUUUCCUCUCUGAGUUACCCUGUCAACACUGAAAUUGACAGACUAACAGAAUUCUAAUUACGUACUUGUGAUAUCUUUUUUCAGUAGCUUCUUUGUCAGUUAAAAUAGUUUACUGACGAAAAAAAAAAAUAGCUAAACAGGUGUCCUUUAUGCAGAGGGAUUUAACUGGGACCGUGCUGUAUCUUCUUAAAAAGAGAUAUUAAAAGUGACUUCAGUCUGGAA